Passer domesticus (house sparrow) is the source of this 2764-nucleotide messenger RNA. RefSeq names its product matrilin 1 (gene MATN1). NCBI's taxonomy places the organism in Eukaryota, Metazoa, Chordata, Aves, Passeriformes, Passeridae. The transcript has 8 exons. Gene Ontology annotation, molecular function: calcium ion binding. The record is from RefSeq and is a predicted model, not a curated record. Bases 175 to 1656 code for a protein of 493 amino acids.
UCGCCCCCUCCCCACCCUGGAGCAGCAUCUCCUCCUGCUCCUUCUUCCUGCCCCUCUCCCCCAUCGCUGCCCCCCCGGCCCCGCCGUGUCAGGGGCUGGCUCGGAGCCUCCGCAGAAGGGCAGGUUAAUACCCGGGGCCAGCGCUCUGCCCCGCACUCCCAGCCCGGCUCAGCCAUGGCCAGGAUUUGCUGUGUCCUGCUGCUCUCGCUGCUGCUGCUCCUGCACAGCCCGGGCGCCUGCGGGGCCCCGCCGCAGCCCCGCGGCACCCUGUGCAGGACCAAGCCCACGGACCUGGUGUUCAUCAUCGACAGCUCGCGCAGCGUGCGGCCGCACGAGUUCGAGAAGAUCAAGGUGUUCGUGUCGCGCGUGAUCGAGGCGCUGGACGUGGGCCCCAACGCCACCCGCGUGGGCAUCAUCAACUACGCCAGCGCUGUGCGGAGCGAGCUGUCCCUGCAGGGCCCCCAGAGCAAGGCGGCGCUGCUGCAGGCCGUGCGCAGGAUCCAGCCCCUCUCCACGGGCACCAUGACGGGCCUGGCCAUCCAGUUCGCCAUCAGCCGCGCCUUCAGCGCCGCCGAGGGUGGCAGGGGCAGCGCGCCCAACUUCAAAAAGGUGGCCAUCGUGGUGACCGACGGCCGGCCCCAGGACGGGGUGCAGGACGUGUCUGCCCGGGCCAGGGCCGCAGGCAUCGAGAUCUUCGCCAUCGGCGUGGGCAGGGUGGACAUGGGCACGCUGAGGCAGAUGGCCAGCGAGCCCCUGGACGAGCACGUGGACUACGUGGAGAGCUACAGCGUCAUCGAGAAGCUGACCCACAAGUUCCAGGAGGCUUUCUGUGUGGUGUCUGACCUGUGUGCCACGGGGGACCACGACUGCGAGCAGGUGUGUGUCAGCACCCCGGCGGCCUACAGGUGUGCCUGCAGGGACGGCUUCAGCCUCAACAGCGAUGGCAAGACCUGCACUGCUUGCAAUGGUGGCUUGGGGUCUGCUCUGGAUCUUGUGUUCCUCAUUGAUGGCUCCAAGAGUGUGAGGCCUGAGAACUUCGAGCUGGUGAAGAAAUUCAUCAACCAAAUCGUGGAUUCGCUGGAGGUGUCGGACAAACAGGCCCAGGUCGGGCUGGUGCAGUACUCCAGCUCUGUCCGGCAGGAGUUCCCCCUGGGGCAGUUCAAGAGCAAGAAGGACAUCAAAGCAGCAGUGAAGAAAAUGUCCUACAUGGAGAAGGGGACCAUGACAGGCCAGGCUCUGAAGUACCUCGUUGACAGCUCCUUCUCCGUCAUCAACGGAGCCCGGCCCGGGGUCCCCAAGGUGGGGAUUGUGUUCACUGAUGGGCGCUCACAGGAUUAUAUCUCAGAUGCUGCCAAGAAAGCCAAGGACUCAGGAUUUCGGAUGUUUGCCGUGGGAGUGGGCAACGCCGUGGAGGACGAGCUGAGGGAGAUCGCCUCAGAACCCGUGGCUGAGCAUUAUUUCUACACUGCCGACUUCAGGACCAUCAGCAAGAUUGGGAAGAAACUGCAGAUGAAGAUCUGUGUUGAGGAAGAUCCAUGUGAGUGCAAAUCCAUCGUGAAGUUCCAGACCAAAGUAGAAGAGCUCAUCAAUUCCUUGCAGCAGAAACUGGAAGCUGUGGCCAAAAGAAUCGAAGCCCUGGAGAACAAGAUCAUCUAAAACCCCAUUCCAGCAGUUUUUCACCUCCUUCCCAAAGUAACAGAACCAGAACUGCUCCAUUUUUCAGGGAGGGCAGCUCAGCCCCAGGGCUCUGGGCAGCUUUUAUUAAGGUCUAGGCUACCUGCAUUUGUUUAAAAGGAAGAAUUAUUACAGUAGAGCAGACUUUGUAUAAAGGGCAGAGCACAGGGUGUGACUGAGAGUUAGACCAGGCUUGAGUUUGUUGCAUCCUAUAGAGUGCAUAUAUUCAAAAAAAGAAACAAAAACCUUGAAAGAUUUUUUUAUUUAAAGCUUAAUAUAUAUACGUGUUACUGAGUACUUGAUGAUGAGUUCUGUGAAUCCUCUGCUGCAGCUUUUGUUUCUAUGCAUGAGAUAAUUUAAUUUAAAAGUCGGAGUGACUUGGACUCACCCUCAGCUGCUGGGUGUGAAGGCCAAAGCUGAGCUCCUGGUUGUUGUCAGUAAUUAGGUGAGGUUUAGUCCUGAUCCUGAGCGUGCUCUGCAGGCAGGCUGGGCCAGGCUGAUGAGCCUGGGCUCCUCCCGAGCUGUGGAACUGGAAUGGGAGCAGCUUUCCCAGCAGGGAAUGGUGGCAGUGUCCCAGUGCCUGGGCUGAGCCUGCUCUGGGUGACAUGCAGGGGACCCUCUGUGGCCCUGAGUGCCACCAGCCAGGAGAUGUGCCCUGCUCUGGGUGACCCUGACCAGGUUCAGGGACCCUCUGUAGCUCUGUCAGAUGUGCCCCUCACCCGCAGCUGGAGCUCCGCUCCAUCCCCCACCCCGGGAAUGCUGCUGGAGCUGCCCUGGAACCAGAGCCUCGGUCCCUGCGCCCUCCCAGGCUCACCCCACAGCUCGGAGCAGCUCCCAGGCUCACCCCAGACCCUGCAGACUCUGCUGCUCCCGGAUUCCCUGGGAAUGGGGCUGGGAGCACCUCAGGCUGCCUGUCCCUGCAGCUGUACCUGGCCGUGGAUCCCCACGGCACUGCCGGAUGCCUUAGGGGAGGUUUAUGGGGUUUAUGGUUUUCUUUAUGGGGUUUUAUUUUUUGUAUCAAAAUAUUUAUACUUGAGACUACAUGAGAAAAGCUUUUCAGGGCGACUUGGCCUGUUCAGAAGCAUCACCA